AUGAAUGAAUCCCCGCGGUCGGUCGCCCGGGUUUCCCCGCCCUCGCGCGCGAUCGCGCGUGUGUAUAAAUCAUCGACGAAAACCACCCCCGAAUACGCGCUGGAAAUAUCGCGCGCGCCCGACCCGGAUCUCCGUCGUUUCGACGACGGCACACGCGAACGCCGACGUGUCGACGGACCGCGUCGUCGACGCGACGGACGACACCGCGCGCGAAGCGCUCGGGACGCGCGCGCGGCGAUAUUAGCGCUCGGCGGCGAGACAACUUUUACGAAACCGAAAGUCGCGGCCAAAACGGACAUGACGGCGGUAAAAUCGCGAGCAAAUCGCGGUAAUAACAAUUCCAGCGACGCUGAGCGUAAGCAGGCGCACGCCGAGGCGACGACGAAGGGACAAAUGCGAUCGGCAAGCGCUGAGGCGGAUGCGCAGAAUCAGAUGGAGGGGAAGCGAACGCCGGACAACACCGUGGUGAGUACUCUGGGGAAGGAUCGGCCAGCUCCGGUGUCAUCGAGUGAAUCGGAUGAAGAGGCUUUGAUGGUACAGCGUGCGAAAAAGAAUUGGAGCGCCGACGCCGUGGCGUUGGGAUAUGAAAUUGGUACGAUCAAACACAGUGCGUACGUGUUGCUCGCGGAGAGCGGAACGCAAGGGAUGACGGUGGCGUCCAUUGUUGGUACCGCACAGAGGCUAUCGAUGUACAGCUGGGGACAAUGCAAAACUCCGAACAAUUCCGUCACCGCAGCGCUGAGCCAAGAUGAGACAUUUGUCCGCAUCGCGCCGUCGACGUACUGCCUGCGCUCGCAGUUGCGCGGAAGCGGCGAAAACCUUCCAGUUCCACGCACGUCGAGCGGGUCGCACGACAGCGGAACGACGGGGAUGGGAAAUCACGGACAUGUAGGACACCGUGAUAGUGGACACUCCGGACCUCGUGGACGAAGCCACAAGAAGCAACGUGUCGUGCCGCGGGCGCAGUCGCCCAUGCACUUUGUCGUUGACGAGCCCAACUACAGCGGGUACGAGGACGACGACGUGGUGAAUAUCCAAGUCGAGGACUCUGUUGAUCGUUUCGAUCGCGUCGAUGACGCGAAGAGAACGGCGGAAGCGCUCGCACGCGAGAGUUACCGGCGUCGGAUGGACGUGUACGGUCACAGCGUGGGAGACGAAUUUGGCACGUCGUUCCACUUUGCUUCCCCGCAGAUCGUCCGUCCCGACCACUCUCCCGAUGGCGCUGUUGCCGGAAGCUGCUUGUUGUACUAUCCCACCGCGCGCGCGUCCGAGCGCACGAGCGUUCUGGACAGCCCGGACGAGCCGUCCGAGGCGACUCACAGAGCAGAAAAGUGGAAACACGAAGCCAAACGUCUACACAGCUCAAAGCACAGAUCCCGCGUCGUCUCAACGCUACCCACUUGGGUGCUUGAGCAGUACAACGAAAGACACAACCAAAUCCUUCGCGACGAUCUCUAA
Ostreococcus tauri is the source of this 1458-nucleotide messenger RNA. RefSeq names its product DNA-directed RNA polymerase delta subunit/Asxl. Bases 1 to 1458 code for a protein of 485 amino acids. Gene Ontology annotation, biological process: regulation of transcription by RNA polymerase II. The record is from RefSeq and is a predicted model, not a curated record. Lineage: Eukaryota; Viridiplantae; Chlorophyta; Mamiellophyceae; Mamiellales; Bathycoccaceae. The transcript has 2 exons.